This is a messenger RNA of Histoplasma mississippiense, 1416 nucleotides long. Its product is annotated as carbamoyl-phosphate synthase arginine-specific small chain, mitochondrial precursor. Gene Ontology annotation, molecular function: carbamoyl-phosphate synthase (glutamine-hydrolyzing) activity. Gene Ontology annotation, biological process: L-glutamine metabolic process; 'de novo' pyrimidine nucleobase biosynthetic process; L-arginine biosynthetic process. NCBI's taxonomy places the organism in Eukaryota, Fungi, Ascomycota, Eurotiomycetes, Onygenales, Ajellomycetaceae. Bases 1 to 1416 code for a protein of 471 amino acids. Gene Ontology annotation, cellular component: cytoplasm; carbamoyl-phosphate synthase complex. The record is from RefSeq and is a predicted model, not a curated record. The transcript is spliced from 2 exons.
AUGUUUGCACGAGUUAUCAAAUCAGCCCCAGUGGGGACUCAUCUUACCGCUGCUUUGAGGGGUCCGGCUUUUAACGCGCGGUUUAUGGCUACCGUCAAUCGAACCGAUUUGUCCCAGACCGCCAACCCUUCUACCAAAAUCAGCCCAUCCUCUCAUGACAGGGCGACUUUCACAAUCAGAGAUGGUCCGGUAUUCCACGGGAAGUCAUUUGGCGCCAAGUCAAACAUCUCUGGCGAAGCUGUCUUCACCACUUCUCUCGUAGGAUACCCGGAGUCCUUGAGUGACCCUUCUUAUCGUGGCCAGAUUUUGGUCUUCACCCAACCCUUGAUUGGUAACUACGGUGUGCCAUCCGCUGAACGAGAUGAAAAUGGCCUUCUUAAAUAUUUCGAAUCCCCGAGUCUCCAGGCUGUUGGUGUUGUCGUUGCUGAUGUUGCCGAGCGCUACAGCCACUGGACGGCUGUUGAGAGCCUCGGUGAAUGGUGUGCUAGGGAAGGUGUCCCCGCAAUUUCUGGAGUUGACACUCGCGAAAUUGUCACUUAUCUUCGAGAACAGGGUUCUUCCCUAGCCCGAAUCACAAUUGGCGAGGAAUACGACGCUGAUCAGGACGAGGCCUUUGUUGACCCGGAGCAAAUCAACUUGGUGCAAAAGGUCAGCACCAAGGCUCCCUUCCAUGUCAGCCCUGGCAACAGUACUGCACACGUUGCUGUUAUCGACUGCGGCGUGAAGGAGAAUAUCCUGCGAAGUCUCGUCAACCGGGGUGCCAGCAUCACUGUCUUCCCUUACGACUAUCCCAUCCACAAAGUCGCUCACCACUUCGACGGAGUGUUCAUCUCCAAUGGACCUGGUGACCCAACCCACUGUCAUGAUACCGUCUUCAACCUCCGCAAGCUGAUGGAGACGUCCCAGGUACCAAUAAUGGGGAUCUGCCUUGGCCAUCAGCUUCUUGCCCUGGCGUCUGGCGCUCGGACCAUCAAGCUGAAGUAUGGCAACCGCGCGCACAAUAUCCCAGCUCUGGAUUUGACGACAGGUCGCUGCCAUAUUACCAGUCAGAAUCACGGAUAUGCCGUGGAUGCUUCUACGCUUCCAAGCGACUGGAAGCCUUACUUCAUCAACCUGAACGACUCUAGCAACGAAGGCCUUAUCCACAAGACCCGACCUAUUUUCAGUACCCAAUUCCAUCCGGAGGCAAAGGGUGGCCCGCUCGAUUCUUCGUAUCUUUUUGAUAUCUACCUGGAGAGCGUGCAAAAAUACAAAACCACCCAAGCUAUGUUCCAACCUCAACGAGACAGCCGCCCCAGCUCUCUGCUUGCUGAUCUGUUGGGCAAAGAACGAGUUGGAGUACAGACUACCAUUGGCGUCCAGACUGGGCCUAUCGCAGCCGACUCCGCCGCUGCUACUGUUGCUGCCGCCGCUUGA